AGUCCCAUUCCGCAGAAGACAAGUAGAAGCCAUGACGCGUGUGAUACUCCUCUCUUUCCUCCUCCCAAGAGCAUGGGCAAACACAGAUGAAAUCCCAGAUAAGAAGGUUAUCACGGAUGGAUAACAUCAGAUGACACUUGACGGAUUGUCCGCAUGGUGCCUGCAGGACGUUCCGAGGACAUUCAGGACAUUCUGGGAAGAUAAGGACAUGAUAACACUUUGAGGGCAUCCUAAGGACUCUAUGAGUCCUUAGAGAGAUGAAGUGUUACGCAAAUCUCGUGACAGUCUGUCAUGAAGUUGGUCCGGGGCGUAGAUCAUUCUGAGGGCAGGCAUAACACCUAAACAUAUAUCAAGAGAAAGGUAGAGAUGGAAAUAUAACCGUACAUGUAAAUGUUGACUCUUACAGGAGACGGAGCGCACUUGACCAUCACGAUUCACGUGGAUACCAUUGUGAAUGUCGUCGUAGCUUCCGUUGCUUCAAUCAUCAUUCUUGGCUUCCUGCUCCUUUGCUACAGCAGGAAGAGAACAGUGGUAGGUAGCACCAAGGCGUCACUGAGUAAAACUGAUGAGCCUCCAACUCUCCAAAAUGAGCCCAACGUCCACGAGGAGAAUGAAUGGGAAGACACGCUAAGAGUAAUGCACAAGGCGAUAGACGAAAGGAGUCAUAUUCAAGUGCAACAAUGUCUUCGAAUGCUACGACACCUCAGAUUAUGGCUACACCCAGACACCGGCGAGUCAGCCAUGCACAGAGCAAUCAAGAGCAACUCUUUCUAUAUAUAUGGAUUGCUUCUGUCGCACGAGUGUGAUUUCAGAAGUGAGAAAGAAUGGAAAUGCUUGAGAAGUCUAAACAGGAUUCAACGGUCGGAACUUCAAAGACAACGACUAUUCGUGACGAAAUACGACGACUCUUAUGUAAAUCACCUGAAAGCUCGAACGGAAAGUCAAACGAACUCUCAAGGCUUCGGAAAGUAUGUUGACAAAAUGUUCAAAGCACUGGACAACAUUGAGUUAGUUCGACCUAUUCUGCAAGUAGCUGCCACUGCACAUCAUCUGAGAAUCCGAUUCGACUUCGACAGAGGUGACGUCCAACCCAUGAUGGGAUGCCGUAAUAGCGGCAACCUUGGAAUAACAGAUACUGCAAAAGAUGAAGUUUUUAUCGCAGCCAAUCCGAAAGUAUCAUUCGACGCAGAUCGCGACGCAGAAGUCCUGGGAACAUUAGCGCACGAGCUGUGCCACUUUGCUCUUCAUCUGGUGUUCAGGAACGGGGGUAUACCCUACUGUUGCACUGAUCUAGAGAGAAAACGUAGAUACGAUGACAUCAUUCAAGGCAUUAGGAAGAAACAAGAAGGAUUAGACAAAAUAAUCAAGCUGGCACUUGAUUAUGCUACGGAGGAGGAACUGAUAGUCCGGGUGCCCCACGUACUUGCUCUGCGAGGCAGUCCUGGAAAAGGCGACGCCAUCCUGAGGGGUCAGACACCGGAGCUCCUCGAAUUCUACAAUGAACUUGUUACAUCAGAUAUGGCAAACUACAUCAAGAAUGCAUGCCCCAGCAAAGACACAGAAAACAUUAAGAUAGAAAACGUGAGGCUUCAAAAAGCAGAUAAUACGGAGAAGCUCAAUGUAACCUUCACGGAACCCAUGAAGCACCAGGACCUAAAGGAUGUUCCCCUCCUCAUUCUUACAGGUCCAGAGCUGUUGUUGCUUGAGAUCCUUGUCCACGAUGCGCUCAAGUCUACGGGACAGCCGUACUUAUUUUUCGAAGCAUCCCAGUGGGACGACACGCUGGCAGAUGUCUUAACUCAAAACAAAUGUAACUUCAUUCUUCUAACCUGCAACGAUAGCAGAAAACUACGCACCAUAUUCGAGCUUCUCAGUGAAGUUUCACAGGUGGUUGGCACAAGAGUAAUCCUGCUUGUACCUCGUGGACACAAGGAUUACUUUCUGGCAGAGGAACAACAGGAUGCUUUUUUUGCUAACAGCUCAUUCUUUCGAGUACAUAUGAAUCGUUCCUUCGCUUAUAUAGACAAGGCCUGCUUCGAGAAGAUUGCAGAGAAGCGUAAGGUUCUCAGUAAGUCACACAUACUAUUUCAGGGCGCCGACUAUCGGCCACUAAUUCAUGAUGUGAUUAGCUUGGACAACUUUGUAAACUUUAUCGACGCCCCUGCAUUCCUAAAGUUAUGCCAGUCCAAGUACAUCGAAGUAGGGCCACAACUUAGCAAAGUGGCACAAGACGUGAACGAUUACUACGUCAGGCGACGCUUGACCUUCGGAGUACGUGGUGAAGAUUACAGCGAAGAGUACCUCUGGGAGACACAGGAGAAAGUUGUGGCUGUCUGUGGCCUCCCCGGAACGGGCAAGAGCGCCUUGGCGUCGAGGCUUUCAAUACAGAUAAAAAACAUUGAUGUGAAGAAUUGGGUAUUGCAUGUCUACCUUCCACGGAGAAUUGGACUUGUCAAUUUAGCAAAUGGCGUCAGAGACUUCCAACAAUUGGCCCAUCUGUGCAACGUAGAAGCUAUAGGACCGGAGUUUAAAUUGUUUGAGCAUUGUGUGCAAAAUGACACUCCGGUCAAGAUUGUGAUCAUUUUUGAUGCUUUUGACGAAAUCAAAACAGAAUGCCGCGAGUACAUUCUUGCACUUGUAAAGCUCCUGAAGAAAACCAAUGUUUCAAAAAUAUGUAUCAUGAGCCGCACAGUGUUCAAGACAACGAUAGGAGAUGCUAUCGAAGCCGAGCCUAUGGAAAUGGUUCCGUUUACAAAAGAGGAACUCGUCGAAUUCUUUAGAAAAUACUGGCGGGCACACGGACUGUGUUCUGAAUCUGAUGAUGAGUUAGAAUUAACAGCCAGGAAGACAGCUAAUGCCUACACUUUAUCCAUGUGGAAUGGCUGGACUGCCUGGGAAAAUCCCCUCCUCAUUCGCAUGAUUGCCGAAUUGGAACACCGCUCACUUUUCUGCAGAGAACCAGUGCAAAGCAUAGAGCCUACCCGGGAAAUCCGAAGCAUGUUUGAAAUCUACAAGAUGUUCGCUGAUUACAAGUACAAUGUGUACACAAAAGAAAAGCUUCUGAUGGAGUCAGACCCUCCGACUCUAGCUGCUGAAUAUGAGAGCAGAAAGAGGAAAGAAGAGUUUUACGGUAAGCUUGGCCUUCUGGGAGCGAGUGUCAUCAUUGAGGACCAACUAAGGGAGGUGCUCACAGAAGAGGAACUCGAGGAGCUCAAGUCAAAGGGAGAUCUUAUGAAAGACGUCGCUGAUAGUGUCAUUGGGCACGGCCUUGUCGAUGGACUUAGCGAUGGAAUUCCAGGGUUCAUCCACAAGACGUUCGCUGAAUACUUUGCCGCCCAUUUUCUGUUCCGCAAGAUAAAGAACGUUGGCAGUGAUAAUCCGAGCCUGAUGGCAUCAGUGUCACGAAUGUAUGGAAAGGACGAUUACAGGCAGGUUAUGCUAUUCCUCGAUAGUUUUGCUGCUGAAUCUUUACCCGUCCAUUUCGCCAUAGUUACGGCAGGGGCUUCUGCUGGAAGUUGCAUCACGGAAGAAAACAUGUACACCCGCGAUGAAUUCGAUCGUAUUCCACUACACUACAUUGCCAUUCGUGCGCACAGCUCCAUGUUGAAGGUCUACUUUGUGGACGCCCUGCUGAAACCGAAAGAUAUCUUUGGCAUGACGCCCUUCAUGUACGCGGACAGUCUCCGUCACUGGCAUUUACUGAACAAGUUCUGUGAUCGAAAUAUGGGAACGAGCGAAGAAUGCCCCACGAUUCGCGAAAACGUCAUGAAGGAGAAGGAGCUCAAGAAAUCUGCGUUGUACGAAGCCGUGAGACUCAACCUUUGUGCCCUGUUAGACUUUAUUCUGAGCAAUUUCUGCAGGAAGAGGACUGACUCUCAACUGGGCAUCAAUCUCCAUCUUGUAGAUGUUGAUACAAUAAGGGAUGAACACGAGCAGACUCUCCUAUUCUUUGCGGAAUCGUUGAAUGCUCUGCAACUCCUCCUUGCUUACUGCGAUAGUCGAGUCACGGACGCAGAUGGCCACAUAACGCUCAGUUACAGACUUGAAGGAAAUUUAUACAGGGAGUUGCUCCACGAAAGGAAAAUGAGUCGGCUAGCGAUAUUGAAGUUCCUUUGCAUCCAUCUUCAUGUAGACAUCCCAAACAACCGUGGAGAAACUCCUCUGCGCAAGAUUGUUUCUGCACGAAAGGCGGAGUACGCAAAGGUGUUGCUUCUUCGAUCACGGACGAAUCGCGCGGAUAGAAGGGGUGUUGCAGUAUUGCGAUGCGCGUAUGGGACGAAUCAGCCUGAUAUCAUAAACUUGCUUCUCCCUCACGCGUCUAUCUACGAUCCUGGCGUUAUGUCUUAUCUCCCUACCCAGGGUGCGGAUCUGGAUCGUACACUAUUAAAGUGGACACUCGGUCCUGCUAGUUCCUUGGCGGUCAGCCUUUACUACUAUCCCGAAAAGCUGUGCCAAAUGGUAUCCAAAGCGAUUAGUGAAGCGCGCUCUUUUCAAGCAUUACUACCUUAUUUGAAUUACAGCCAUGGAGGGAACCCAGUUGCGAGCCUCUUACGGUGGAACCCUCACAGAAGACUAGUUGUCCUGAAACACUUGCUUUUCCUCUUCGACGCCUCGUCCACGGACGAAGAGGGCUUCACCGCCUUGCAUCGCUCUGCUAAAGUUGGCUCUGUGGAUGAAAUGAAAUUACUGCUUCCUCAUUCGAAUAUCCACGCUGAAGAUGGAGAGGGCAGAACAGCCGCUCAAGUGCAUUGUGGAAAUGACUUGAAUCGAGAGAACGCGGCAGAGCUGAUCCGUCGUUGGACGGCGAAUGAGGGAUCAUAAGAGAGUGUUCCAGCGAAGGAAAAUUUUUAUUGUGUGUCAGCAAAACCAGACAGCCAUGGCUAGAAGCUUUGUACAUGCGAGGAAAGUUUGAGUGGAAGGGAGGGGGCCAGGAAGGACGUGCAGGAAGGAAGUGGAAGACAAGCGUUAGCAUGCACCAAGGUUCUUCAUAGGGAACGGUACUGAUAUCCGACUCUGGAAGGUCUGUUUGAAGACCCAAGGAACAAGAACAUCAACAAACAAAUCGUGACUAUGACAAUAGUUGAUUCAUGUCUGGAGUGCGGGAACCCAGGGGAAAAUCCUCCACCACCUCCCAGUUUUCAGCAUGACCUUGUAGCUUCCACCAACCAGCGAGCUGUAUUCAACGUGACAAGUAGCCCUCCUCUCCUCCCCUCUCCCUCCCCUCCUUGCCCUUUUCUUUUUAUUUGCAAACAAACAUAUAGCCCCAAUGAAGGAACGUUCUUUAUGCUAGAGUACACGAUUUUUUUCUUGCACGUGACGCAGUUUAUGAGGAAUAAACGAUUAAAAUUCGUU
Ornithodoros turicata is the source of this 5352-nucleotide messenger RNA. RefSeq lists its product as uncharacterized. Gene Ontology annotation, molecular function: protein binding. The transcript is spliced from 3 exons. The record is from RefSeq and is a predicted model, not a curated record. Bases 391 to 4821 code for a protein of 1476 amino acids. Lineage: Eukaryota; Metazoa; Arthropoda; Arachnida; Ixodida; Argasidae.